CUAUAAAUAAAGGUAAUAUAUGCGUAAAUGCUGCUGCGGAAGUGACUUGUUGGUUUGCGAAACCCGAGGAGUCUGUCGCUGUCGAUUUACAGAGACUUGAGUGGUGGGAGCACAGUGCGCACCAACCUCCACUGUUCAAGGAGAUCACAGUCUGUCACGCAAACACACAAAAAUGCUACUCUCUCUAUUGAUUCUGAUUUCCAUUUCUAUCCAUCUUUGAAUGCUACUAGUUCGUCUCGAAAGCUACUUAAGGAGCCCAAUCCAGACCCUCUUGUCCUGCGCUGCGCAGACUUUUGGUUUCGUGAAGAGAGAGCAGGACAAGCAUAGGUUGCAAGGGCAGGUCAAAACGUUUGUUGUUGCAAUUAAUUCUCGAUAUGCAAUGACAUGGUAGUGUCAUUUUAGCUGGUGUUAUUUGAAUUUGCUUUUGAAUUGGAGUAGGGUUUGGAUGAUGGACCCACCCGCAAUGAUGAAUGACGGGUCCUACAAUUUAGGGGAGAUCUGGCCGUUUCAGAUAGGUGGCGGCGGUGGUGGUUUUGGACAGGCGGCGAUGGGGAGAGCUCAGUUCGGACUGGAGCAGUUUGGGGGUUCUGGUGGUAAUGAUCCGCUGAUGUCGGAGCCGACAGGGGCCAACAGUGGUGGUGGCGGCGGGAUUACAAGGAAGCGGCGUGAUGUGGAUGAUGAGUCGGCGAGGAGUCUCUCUACUAGCAAUUGCAACGGCAAUAGUGUGAAUGAGUUUGAAUGCAAUGGGAAACGGAGUAAAUCGUCAGCAUGUAGAGAUGAGAAUGGCGAAUCAAGGGCCAAAGCGGAAACCAGUGCAGGCAAGGCUGCAGAAAAACAAAAUACUCAACCACCAGAAACACCCAAACAAGAUUACAUCCAUGUACGAGCUAGAAGGGGUCAAGCCACUGAUAGCCACAGCCUUGCAGAAAGAGCUAGGAGAGAAAAGAUUAGUGAGAGGAUGAAAAUUCUUCAGGAUCUGGUCCCUGGUUGCAAUAAGGUUAUCGGCAAGGCCUUGGUCCUCGACGAGAUUAUUAAUUACAUACAGUCGUUACAAAGUCAGGUCGAGUUCCUCUCAAUGAAGCUUGAAGCGGUGAAUUCAAGGAUGACUCCUGUGAUUGAUGCAUUUCAUCUUAAAGAUGUUGCUCAGCAAACAUAUGAUACUGGAGGUAUGGCAUUUGGUUCACAAGCUACAAGGGAAUUCAGCCGCGCUUCUUCUCCAGAAUGGCUGCAUAUGCAGGUUGGUGGUGGUUUUGAGAGAACAACGUAAUCCAGCCAACUCUCGUCAAUUAUUAAUAAGGACAUCGAGUGAUGAAGCUUCUUUCCUCUGUGGCUGUGAAAAAUCAUACUCCUAUAUGUUAAAUCAACUGGAAACAUUAUUUCUACUCACAACAAUCUGACGUGGAGCUGUGAUUGCUGUCUCAAAGACUGCUCAAGUUAAUAUCUUAGCAUCUCCCUUCGUUUCUUGUGGCAGGCUUCAUGACCUGGUCUGUAGUAAUACCUGAACAGAACCUCAGAAACAAGUCUUCUUCCUAUAAAAGAAUGUUACUGCUUCUGAAGUUUCAAUUCUUACAUCAUAUGCAAACUUUACUCUUAAGAUUUGAUACUUGUCUAUGUGAAUUGGCUGAAGUUAUGUUCCAUGCAUUAAGUUUUAUUCCACUUAAUUUCAGUUGCUGCUAUUGUCAGCCUCCAGCAUCAAGUUCUUGCA
Molecule: messenger RNA, 1705 nt
Organism: Tripterygium wilfordii
Lineage: Eukaryota; Viridiplantae; Streptophyta; Magnoliopsida; Celastrales; Celastraceae
Product: transcription factor BHLH089-like
Exons: 6
Coding region: 446-1267 (273 amino acids)
Biological process (GO): regulation of DNA-templated transcription
Cellular component (GO): nucleus
Molecular function (GO): protein dimerization activity; DNA-binding transcription factor activity
Source: RefSeq, a predicted model, not a curated record